AUGUAUAAGGCAAAGCGCGUUUGUGUGAUUGGUGCAGGACCCAGUGGAAUGUCCGCUUUAUAUCAAUUCAAGCAGUUGGAAAUGAAGGGACAGGAAAUUCCAGAGAUUGUGUGCUUUGAAAAGCAGUCUGAUUGGGGUGGUCUCUGGAACUAUUCAUGGCGAACAGGUAGGAGAUUAUUUUGCUGUACUUACAUAAAUGUCGACAAUUCUUCCGACCCCUCUCGUGUUUAUAUCAGGCUAAGCAAAUACAGGGGAAAAGUUUUAUAUUGCUUUAAUAAAUUAACUUUCCCGCGAAAAAAACGCUUGGUUAUGGCACUGAUUAAAAGAGAAAUUGUCACCAGUCGGGAAGACUUGUACACGAAGUCUUGCACGGGUAAUCUUGUUUUGCAAAAACAGGCUUUCCAAUCAGAGCGUGCGUACUAUAUAUCUUAAUUAUUAGAGACUUUAAGAUCCAACGACGCGACGGCAACAAGAACGUCGCUUAAAAAGUGAAUUUGCGUUCUUUCAGUCUUUAUAGUGAUUAUUCCUACCCACUUACUUUGCAAAUUGUAGGCGAGCCCUCCUGAAGCUGAAUUUCAAGGGACCAGUCAAGCUCAGAAAGAGAAAAAAAAUUUCGUGGUUGCUUGUUUAACGUCCUCUAGAAAACGCGAAAUUAGGCAUUCUCACGUCGUAGUCGUGCAAAAAUGGGAAAGAAAUGUUCAAAAAAGUGUGAUGCACAUGCGAAGUUGUUGUUUUGCUAAUUAAACCUUUUGCUUUUUUUUUUUGACGUUCUCGUUGUCGUCCGCGUCGUUGGAUCUUAAAGUCCCUAAUAUUUUUAUAAAGUUUAUUAUUAUCACCGUAAACGACUAAGUAAGUACAGGGAACGCGGAGAAAAUGGGGCUGGGGAGUGUGGUCCACCAUUUUACUUUCGUUCACCAGGCCUCCGUUCUUCAAAAGGUGGAUAGCGCUACCCACCACUAUCCAACGGACAAGUGUUAGGGAAACCAAUUGCGCUAUGCAGUGGAUAGUGAUUUUCUCGAUGGAUUGCGUUAGCCAUCUUUUGAACAACUGGGGCCAGAUAAAUCUCUAUCCAGUGGAUAGUGCAAUUAGUUUUCCCAAUACUUAUCCGCUGGAUAGCGCUAUCCAACGUUUGAGCAACCGGGGCCAGAUUCAAUGCUCACAGAAAUAACCUCAUAUACGCCGAAAUAAAUCUAACAAAAAGCAUGAUCUCUGUUGAAUUAAAAUUGCGAAGUCUUUAAUUUGCUUGUUUUGAUCCAAAGUUGUUUUUAGGGUGUAUUCUUAGAACUGUGGCGGAGGAUGAGGGAAUAAAAAUGUGGUGUUGAGUGAGGUCUUCAGAAUUAUGAUAGCGGUAGAUAGAAAACAGUAGAAAUGUAGGGGUGGUGAUGGUGGUGGUGGAGGGAAAACCAAUUUAAUGUAAUAAUGAUAGAUGGAAAACAAUAAAAUGUGGGGUUGUAUUAAUGCCGGUGGAGAGGAGAUAAAUGAAAUGUAGUGGAGAAGAGAAAUUAUUAAGUGGUUAUUGGGUGAACAAGAAUGAUUUACCGGUAAGUAAGUAACACCAGGUAAGGGGCGGAUCUAGUGGGAGGGUGCAGGGGGUGCCCCCUCCCCCCCUCUUGAGAUGAACUGCGGCUUCCUAUUAUAAACAAUCAAUUGAUGAGGUUUUGUGAUAUUCGGAAUAAUCAAGGUCGAGGUAAGUGUUAUCAGCCGAGCCGAAGGUCUAGGCUGAUAACACUUACCUAGACUUUGAUUAUUCCGGGAAUCAGAAAAACUGAAUCUAAUAACUGUUUUAAUUAUGUGUGAAAGGUUUGAACACAGGAGUCAUUUCAAAAGUAGGUUGUGUUUGAUCGUCCAGGUGAACGUAGUCCUAAAUAGGACUGUUGUUGUUGACAGUGACUGACGUUUCGACAACCUGUGCGGUAGUCAUCUUCAGAGUCAAAGUGAGUUGUAUCACGUCAGUUGAUGGUCUUAUACUCUGGUUGUUGAUCUGAUUGGUCAAUUACGUCGCAGUGUUAUUGGUCGUCUGUCAGUUAAGCCGUGAUGUUAUUGGCCAUGAAGACUCGUAAUCAGUAAUUGGUGCGUUUCGAUCCGUCUAUUGUCACAGUUAAACAGUCGUCUAUUGUUCUCAGCAGUUCCCACUGUAUGUUAUUUCCUGGUCAAAAGCCUUCUUCUUCGUAUUCGCUUUUAAAAUUUGUUUACGUCAGCAGUCAGUUGUGCCAUUCCUAAGUGGUGCACCCACUACUAAGAGAAGUCCUGGAUCCGCCCAUGUAGAUUCAAUGCAAAUCUAUUAUGUUUGUUUGUUGAAUGUGGUGGUAGUGGUAUCUGUGAAUCGCAGGCAAGAGAAAUAUGGUGAUGGUGCACUCUUCAUGAAGUAAUUGAAUCGAUAGAUGACCUGAGCACGUAGAACGUUGAACAAAAGAUGUAUCUGCUUUGUUCACAGAUACCGAUGAAUACGGGGAACAUGUACAUGGAAGUAUGUACCAGGGCCUGUGGACAAAUGCUCCUAAGGAAUGUUAUGAACUUCCAGACUAUACCUUUGAUGAUCAUUUUGGGAAACCUAUUCCAUCGUUUACACCAAGAGAGGUCUUUCGUAAUUAUCUGACAGUUAAGUAUUUUUAAAUAUUUUUUGAAGUAUUUGUUUUGAAUUAAAUUUAUUGUUUGGCUAAAGCCUUUUAGAAAAAGACCCAAGUAUCUACUCCUAUUAAACCCCUGCCAAGGCUGUAAAUAAAUCGAAAAAAAAAAAGAAGUAUACAAGAUAAAGUUAGUCUCCUUUUGGGAACCAAUACAACGUUGAUAAGGAGCCAAAAUACCAAUACUGUUAGUUUUAAAAAUAGAAGAAGUUUGCAAUGCAACAAAACGCUGAUAGAAACAGAAAAACAAUCCCGUUAUGGGUUACAAGGAGACGGAAGGGAGGAAGAUAAAAACUGUAUGUCUGACAAAACCCAGAUGGUGGGGAAACUCCCUCAUGGGAGGGAAUGCGAGUUUUCUGUAACCUCUAUUUGGUAUGUGUAUCACAGAAAUUCAAAAAUAAGAACUAAUUAAACUCACUUAAGAUUCUUUUCAACCAGGGGUUCACAUUUCUUAGCUUUGAGAUUUAGAGUUUAACAAACGUUUUCUUUCACAGGCCGAUGGUCAAAAAGCAAACUUCGCCCUUGGGUUCACUUCAGUCAUGUUGUACGUCAAGUAACCUACAACGAUUCUACCGACGACUUCACUGUAGUCGCCAAAAAUCUUUCAGAAGACAAGGUCCUUCCGGCUGAGCGAUUUGACUACGUCAUUGUAGCAAUUGGGCACUUCUCUGUAGCCAACAUACCUUCCUUUCCUGGAAUUGACCAAUUUCCUGGUCGAGUUCUUCAUUCACAUAGCUUCAGAAAUGCCUCUCACUUCAAAGGAAAAAGAGUUCUUGCCAUUGGUUCCAGCUACUCAGCAGAAGACAUCGCUGUCCAGUGUCUUAAGUACGGCGCUGAAAAUAUCAUCUGCUGUUGGCGAACUCGACCGAUGGGUUUCAAAUGGCCCCCACAGAUAACAGAAAAGCCACUACUAUCCAAGAUAGAAGGAAGCAUAGUCCAUUUUAAAGAUGGCACCAGGGCGGAGGUUGAUGACAUCAUACUUUGCACAGGCUACCACUACUCUUUUCCUUUUUUGGAAGAGCGCUUGCGUCUCAAGACGACCAAUGUCUUGUACCCAGAGGGCCUCUACAAAUCGAUUCUCUGGACCCGGGGCGGAAAUGACAAAGUUCUGUACAUCGGUAUGUUGGACCAAGCAUACACAUUCACCAUGUUUGAUGCACAAGCAAAGUGGGCGGUCAAGUACAUCAUGGGGGAACUAAAACUUCCUGAUAAAGAAGAAAUGGAAAGCGACAGCAGAAACUGGAUAACAAAGUAAUUAUUUUUCUUGUUGUUGUUGUUGUUUUAUCUUCAGGAAAAAUACGGUGGCCCACAGGCCGGGGGCAAAACACGACUCAAUAUUAUGUCGAAAACACAACAAACUUCCCGAUACAACACAAUAUUUCCCGAUACAAAACCAAAUUUUUUCCGUUACAAAACAAUUUUGCUUGAAACAAGACAAAGUUUCGUGACUCACAACGAUGUUUUGAGACACAAAACAGUUUCGCGCUAAUAAUAAUAAUAACAAUAAUAACUGACACUUGUACAGAUUGUGCUUCACAGAAGCUCUAAAAACAAUAAAAACAAUUCUAAAUGCAAGUAAAAAUUAAGAACCUAGCGAUGAAUGCGCUUCACAGAAGUUCUAAAAAUAGUAAAAAUAAUCCUAAAUAUAAGUAUAUACAAGUUAAAACAAGAACCUAGUCACGAAAAAACUUGGGAAAAUAAAAAUGUUUUCAGUUUCAUUUUAAAAGUUGAUGGAUUCAUGUUGGACCGUGUGUCACGUGGUAGGCUCUUCCACAACUUUGGGGCGGCGAACUUAAAAACGCGGGCUGCGAACAUAAAAACGCGGGCCGCGAGCAUAAAAACGCGAUCCACAAGGGUCUUUGAUGACUUCAUUGGUGGAAAGCGGAGUAAGGUUCCAUCACGAGAACUUCGAAGACUGUAACGUGAAGGUUUCGCAACACAAACAAGAGACGAAAGACUAUAAGAAAGAGCCACAUUAUUUUAAAUCUUAAAAAGUAAUUAAAAUCAUCUUAAAAUCAAUGCGUUGCCUCACGGUUAGCCGGUGGAAAUCCUGUAAUAUUGGCGUAACGUGACAGAAAUGAAGGCACUCAAUAAACCAAGCGAGUGCAUGCGUUUUGAAUUCGCUGGAGCUUUAACAUCAGACUGUUAGGCAAAACAUAGAAAAAACUGUUGCAGUAAUCAAGCCAGCUAGUAAUGAACGCGCAAAUAAGGGUCUCAGUGCUUUCUUUAGAUACGAAUUUUAUGUUGAGGCGAAUAUUGUAGAGAUAGAAAAAUGCUGCUCCACACGUCUUAUUAAUGUGAGUAGACAUUGUAAGGUUUGAAUCAAGCCACAUACCAAGGUCUCUGGCUUCGCCAGCAGAUGAAACAUCCACAGAUCCAACGGUAAUUGAGUUAACAGAAACUUUAGCUAGUGACGAAGAAUUCAGUUUAUUCAUCGUUACGCUAAAGCUUAUCAUGAUGCAUCCAAGACCUAAUGUCGCUGAUGCAGUGUUCCAUUGCAGCAAGGACAGAAGUAUGAUCGUCAAUACUGUUGGCAUAAAAUGAAACAUACAGCUGAGUGUCAUCAGCGUGCGCAUGCACGGAUGGAGGAUGCGAUCGAAUAACAUCAAAUAUCUUGCUUGCGUAGAUCGAAAACAGUAGAGGGCUAAGAUAGGACCCUUGAGGAACUCUCGAAGUCAAAUCAAAGACAUCAGACAUCACGCAACAAUGUUUCAUGAUGCAAAACAAAAUGUCACGAUACGCAACCGUCAACUCGCACUAAACAAAAUUUAGGGAGACUAGAAGCAAUGUCAGACAAUGAUAUCGACGAGCACUCUGGAAUCGAAGUUUUCUCAAUUUGGAAUAACAAUGGCUUCAUCUUCAGGUAUACCAACUGGGGAUGAAAGGAAACUUAUUACAUACUAUUUUACGAGAGGAUACGAAUAUGAAGUGCAUUUUUAGCCACGUUUCAUCAAAUAACCUUUAGUAUCAGCACACUUAAGAACAGAUUGCGACAGUAUCAGCCACAAAGAAGGACACCUUCAUAUGAUUUGCUCUUGGUGCGUGACACAAUUUUAAGGGAGCUGAGUGAUCAGUUCAGGUUGCAGUGGCGCAGGAGCAUAUGGCAUACUCUGCGCUUGUAGACUAUUCAAGUACCAAUGCACAACAAAAUUAAAAAGUGCAUGCAAAGGUACAUCAAACCUAAAUGAAACGCGACUACGCAAAGUAAAAUGCGUUAGAACUUUUGUGGGCGGGGGGAGGUGGGGGGGGUAUUUAACUAGCUCGUUGAGGUACCCAUUUGACAGCAACAUAGAGGGGUGGUUGAAAGACCCACACCCCUAUAAUACCCGGGGAAUACCAGAGCAGAAGACCAGGUCUGCCUCCUACCUUAAGCAAGUCCCUACUAAGAGGAGCAAUUUUAAAAUUCGUACGUCAAAACGUCAGUUUUGUUCCCUGCCCCCGGGGAAAUACCGUACUUCAAAAAUCGCAAAUGUACCCAAAUUAAUUUCAAGAAUUUUUGCCUCGAAUUGAACUUUUACAAAUUAAUAGUGAAAUCAACAACACUGUCCAUUUCUCAAACAGCCAAAAUUGUAAAGAUGCGCAAUAUUCUACCUUGAAUUACUAAAUUGGCGUUCAAGAUGGUGGCAAGGGCGAAUCGUCGUCUAAGCACCGUAAAUGGUCUUCGCUCGCUGAUACUUGCAUCUUAGUAAUACUGUCGUAAACCCCGCAUAUCGUGGCCAAAAUGACGGUCUAAAUCCUCUGAAAUCUUCCGCUUCUGCCCCGCAUUCCCUGGGUAUGGAGUUGACCAGUGCAAGGAGUUUUAUAAAUAUUACGUUAAAAGUCGCGGCUGAAAUCGAGUUGUAAGAAUAAUUUGAAGGAAAUUACGUUCUUUCUUCAUGUACGGGUAGAGAGGAAAGGCCUUGGCCAAGCUGUGUGUCAUCAAUAUUUCUCAAGUUUCUUUGCCAUGAAAGUCACUGGGUUAGGAACAUUUGACCUGCUACAGCACUAUUAAUAACCAAUACUUUUGGGCCACGAGUUGGGAUUUUUAACAACUUUAAUAGCGGUAGGAGGCCCAGUAUAUUAAUAUAUUAUAAUUUAGUUUGGCUUUGCCUUAGUGCAAAGAUGCACUUCUCGGCACCUUUAAUAUCAUUAUUUAUUAUUAAUAUUUAAUAAAUUCAAUCUCGUUCAUUAGUUUAUAGCAACUUUUUAGGCAAUCGGUGAUGCUAGAUCUUCUUGUUCCAAGAUGUUUUGUAAAAAAGUUAAAGGAAGUUUAAUAAGUAAAGCACUCAUUUUGAUGUACUUUUCACCACCAGGAUGGGAGAACUGAAAGACGUACAUGACGCAAUCGACUUCCAGACUGCUUAUGUGGCUGAUCUUGUCAAAGAAUCCAAUUACAGCUACGAUUUAGAUGUAUCAAAAAUGCUUCACGCUUGGUGCAAGAGCAAACUUGACAACAUUACAACUUACAGAGACCAAAGUUUUACAAGCAAGUUUACCGGUCACAAGGCCUCGCCAUCGCACACUCCAUUUAUGGAAGAGUUUGAUGAUUCCAUGGAACAGUUUCUGCUUAAUUAA
This is a messenger RNA of Porites evermanni, 7178 nucleotides long. The record is from the annotation of a GenBank genome assembly. NCBI's taxonomy places the organism in Eukaryota, Metazoa, Cnidaria, Anthozoa, Scleractinia, Poritidae.